AUGCGUGGAAGAGUUCAACAUCCACAAUGGCUCUUUAGUGGUUUUCGAGAAGCUGUUAAUGACUGUGGCUUAAUUGAUAUGCCUAUGCAAGGACACACAUAUACUUGGUCUAGAAGAAUGGGAUCGAAUCAUGUUGUUGAAGAGAGACUUGAUCGGGCUUUGGUUAAUAAUUCCUGGAUGACUAUGUUCCCUCAGUGCUUACUUAAAAAUUUAGUAACGGGUGCAUCUGACCAUUCCCCUAUCCUCCUUUGCACUGAACAAAAAUUCUAUGAUUUCAAAAAGAGACAAUUUCGCUUUGAGAAUAGUUGGCUUGUUGAACCUGAGUUGGAUUCGGUGGUUCAUGACGGCUGGUUUCAUGAUGUGAAUGAACCAAUGAUCACACGACUCCAGCAUUGUACAGAGGAGUUGGACCAGUGGGGACGCUCACUUCGUAAGAGGUACAAAGAGGACAUUCAAAAGUGCAAGGACAUAAUUGAAGAAUUACAAGGGUUGGGUGAUGUGGAGACCGAUGGUGAGAUAGUUCUUUUGAAGGAAAAGUUGAAUCUUUUGCUUAUACAAGAGGAUACUUUUUGGAAACAGCGAGCUAAGAUUUUUUGGAUGAAGGAUGGUGAUAUGAAUGCUAAGUUUUUUCAUGCAGCUGCCACUUCACGAAAACAAAAGAAUAAAAUUACAAAGUUAUUUAAUGAUGAAGAUGUGGAAAUUAGUUCAUAG
Molecule: messenger RNA, 711 nt
Organism: Medicago truncatula (barrel medic)
Lineage: Eukaryota; Viridiplantae; Streptophyta; Magnoliopsida; Fabales; Fabaceae
Exons: 1
Coding region: 1-711 (236 amino acids)
Source: RefSeq, a predicted model, not a curated record